UUGAAAGAGGCAAUCAUUGCAUCUGCGGCCGGAGGAUUAGCAGCUAAACUUUUAUUGCUCCCUUUUGUGCGUGUGUGUCUGUGUGUGGAUGUGUAAAUGGAAAAGUCACCUCUCAAAGGGGGAAAUCUUUUAAAUUUCCCUUUGGCAGGUGCAGUUCAAGGAAGAACUCGUGAGCAUUUUGUCUGAUCCAUGAACUGAUUAGGGGAGGGGAAAAAGAUCCCUCUCCCCUUACUCUUCCUUUCCCAGUUUUGAAAUCCUUCUUUCCCCCGCACCGCCACCCUCCCGCCCUUCCCCUCCCCUUCCCCUGCACUGAAUGAAUGGAAGAGUCUCCAGGGUUUUCUUCUGCUUCUCGCCCCGGACUGGAGAAGUGAGGGGACAUCUCUCUAUCCUAAUCCACCUCUGUCUCGCUCCGUCCAUUACCGAGAGGAUUUCAGACGGUGCAAUGUGUUUUCAGCCUCUUGCCGCUGCUACCACUUGAUAUCAUGCUUACGCGCAGAGAGACGGUUUUGCAAAAAUGGAUUUGUUCGAUUUUAAAGGAUUUCUUCUCUAAUAAGGAUCGCAUUGCACACAAAUAUGACUAAAUCCCCUAUUUGGUAAAUCUUUCUUUCCCCACCCCUCCUCUUUGGGUUCCCUCCCGCCCGCCCCCACUCCUUCAGAGGAGCAAGCACAGGGAGCUGAUGACGGACCCAUUAAUCCCUUCUUCAAUGCAUCAAAAGAAGCCGAAGGGCUGGAAGUCGCUGGGCUCGGAGUCCUGCAGGAAAUGCUUCGAUCUGCUUUUGGUUUUGUAUGAAACUGGUGACUAGGGGCUCGGCUCGGCUCGCCCCGCCGCCGCCUCCCGCCGGCACCUGGAUGCGCGGGCCGCCGCCGCCUUGCCCGCCGCCGCGAUGCAACGCUCAUGGUGGUGCUGGUGAUAGCUCGGGUGUGAUGGGAUUGAGCCGGCGGUGAUUAUUUGAAGGCGGUGAGGGAGAGCGAGUGAGAGGAAGGGCUGCUCCGCUCUGCUGUGUGUGGGCUUCAGGAUAUUUUUUUUUUCUUCUUCUUCUUUUCCUACUUCCAUCCUCUCCCCGCCACUGGAAGUCCUCCCGUAUCUAAAUGGAAUUAGUGGAGACCGAAGCCCCUUGUGUAAGGAACAGACAUGACCCAUGGGCGCAGCUUCUUUCACAUUGUAGCAAGUCUAAUCAUCCUACAUUUGUCUGGGGCAACCAAAAAAGGAGCAGAAAAGCAAACUACUUCCGAAGGACAGAAACCAGUGCAGUGUGGAACUUGGACAAAAUAUGCAGAAGGAGGCAUAUUCACUUCUCCCAAUUACCCCAACAAGUAUCCUCCUGACAGAGAGUGCGUCUACAUUAUAGAAGCUGCACCUAGACAAUGCAUUGAACUACACUUUGAUGAAAAAUAUUCCAUAGAGCCUUCUUGGGAAUGUAAAUUUGACCAUAUUGAAGUACGAGAUGGACCUUUUGGCUUUUCCCCAAUCAUUGGACGUUUCUGUGGACAGCAAAAUCCACCUAUGAUAAAAUCCAGUGGCAGAUUCCUAUGGAUUAAAUUUUUUGCUGAUGGUGAGCUGGAAUCUAUGGGGUUUUCUGCUCGGUAUAAUUUUACACCUGAUCCAGAUUUUAAGGACCUUGGCGUUUUGAAGCCAUUGCCAGUUUGUGAGUUUGAGAUGGGAGGACCUGAAGGAAUUGUGGAAUCUGUACAAAUUGUCAAAGAAGGAAAAGCUUCUGAAACUGAAGCAGUAGACUGUAAAUGGUACAUCCGAGCACCACCCCGAUCCAAGAUCUAUUUGCGAUUCUUGGACUACGAGAUGCAGAAUUCCAAUGAAUGCAAAAGGAAUUUUGUAGCUGUCUAUGAUGGAAGCAGCUCUGUGGAGGAUUUGAAAGCAAAGUUUUGCAGCACUGUUGCUAAUGAUGUAAUGCUGCGGACAGGUCUCGGAGUGAUCCGCAUGUGGGCAGAUGAAGGCAGUCGAAACAGCCGAUUCCAAAUGCUCUUCACAUCUUUCCAAGAACCCCCUUGUGAAGCCAACACAUUCUUUUGCCACAGUAAUAUGUGUAUUAAUAAUACAUUGGUCUGCAACGGACUCCAGAAUUGUGUGUAUCCUUGGGAUGAAAACCACUGCAAAGAAAAAAGAAAAGCUAACCUAUUGGACCAACUUACCAAUACCAGUGGGACUAUAAUUGGGGUGACUUCUUGCAUUGUGAUCAUCCUCAUUGUUAUCUCUGUUAUAGUACAGAUAAAGCAGCCUCGUAAAAAAUUUGUCCAAAGGAAAACAGACUUUGAUCAAACUGUGUUCCAGGAGGUGUUUGAGCCUCCUCAUUAUGAGUUAUGCACCCUCAGAGGGACAGGGCCUACAGCUGACCUUGCUGACGUUGCAGAUGACUUUGAAAAUUAUCAUAAACUGCGGAGAUCAUCUUCAAAAUGCAUUCAUGACCAUCACUGUGGAUCACAAGUGUCUAGCAUUAAGGGCAGCCGUAGUAACCUCAGCACAAGAGAUGCUUCUGUCUUGACAGAAAUACAACCCCAGCCUGUAAAACCACUCAUUCAGCCCAUGAACAGGAGAAAUAUCCUUGUCAUGAAGCAUAGCUACUCACAAGAUGCUGCAGAUGCGUGUGAGAUAGACGAAAUUGAAGAGGUACCGACCACAAGCCACAGGCUGUCCAGACAUGAUAAAGCUGUUCAGCGGUUCUGCCUCAUUGGGUCUCUAAGCAAACAUGAGUCUGAGUACAACACAACUAGGGUCUAAGACACAAACGAGACUGCUUGAGAAUAGUGCGCUCCUGGGUGAUUUUGAACAUGCUACAAUGAAAUAUGAAACUAUCGUCCUUGGAAACACCAGCUAGAGGUUUUAUGGACCCUCUGACCAACUAUUCUCAUAUCAUGACAAAAUUCAGCAAGCAGUGUUAAGUAAAAUUACUAGAAGGCAAUAAGACUUUGGUUAUUAUGCUUAUCGGUCAUUUCUCUUUUUCUUUUUUCUCUCUUCUUUUCGUUGCAAGUUAAAUUCCCAAUUUCAGGAACAAUUUAUUGAAAUCAGGUAUUUAGCCAUUCAUAAUCACUUCAAUAGAAAUGUUUGUUGGAUAAGCAUCUAGCAAUAUGACUGAAUUUGACAUUAAGAAAAUAAUCUGCAUGUAUGUUACUGAAUAUUUGAGUUGGCAAAAAUCCCUUUGUUAGAUGCAUUGUAAAAAGCAUGCAUUCACAAUUAUUGCUGUUACUAUUCCAUUUCUGUGUCAUAUGCUUGCUACUUGUAACUUUUUAUAUAAAGAUACAUAAAAUGAUGUAUAAUAAUUUCUUACCUUGAGUUUAAUGGCAACGUUUUCUUUUACCAAAUUAUCAAACCUUGUGUAAUUUGGAAGAUUAAGCUCAAAAUGUAGCUUCUAGGAACUUGAAACCCUGAUACAUCGCAGAAUCAGCUGUCUCUCGCCCCUCACUUAUUUAAAAGCAAAAUACACUAUUUUUUUAAGAUCUAAAUGAAUUCAUAACACAUAAAGUUGAUCACCUAAACCCAAUUAAAAGGUUUAUGGUAAACUUUUUGUUCAAUUCUGUACUUGUAACUAGUUUAUUUCCAUGGCAAUUAUUAGGAAGUUUGCUUCAGUAUAGUAGAGCAGCAGAUUUUUUUCAGGUAUACAAAUGUUAUGGCUGGGCUCCAGUUUUAGAGAUAGAAAUACAAACAACUUCCUUAUGCAAGAUAAAAUUACAUUCAUAAUUCAAGCUAUAAACAUGAGUAACCAACACCAAAAUCAAACCCGAGAGGUUAAGUUAGUAAGGAAUUAUUGUAAGUGGAAAAGCCACAAUUAUGUAAAGUUGAAAACCCCCUCAUUUAACAACUCAAUAAAAAUGCAUAAAAUCAUAGAUUCAUUAUCUAUUUAAAGUGUUAUCUUCCCAAAUUCUGUUUCUAAACAAAUUCCAGUUCCUUCUUAAACAUGCUGUGUUGUUCAUGGUUGUUAGGUUUUUCUGUAUAUAAAUUGUACUGGUUAUAUUGAAAAAGUGGGAAGAAUUCCAUGUAUCUUCCCAAAGCAUAUAUAGAUGGCAAAAGAGAAAACCUGAGAGACUGACAUAAAAAAUAAGGUGAUCUAUAUCAGCUGUUGAUUGAAAUACGUAGUAUAUAAUUUACAUAAUUAAAAAUAUAGGAAAUCUGAUUUCUACAAAACAAUUUCUACAAAUUUGAUUUAGGAAUGACAUGAGAAGAAGAAAGGUUUCAGAUAUUUUCCUCCUUUUAUGUACAGUAUAUUUGCAAUGUGGUUUACAUAAUUUGAUUUGAACUUAAUUUGUUAUCACAUAUUAGCUGCAAAAACCAGUCUUCUGUCUUCUGCAGUCAUCGAAAUUCAUUGAGUCAGUGCUGUUACAUGGAUUUUUAGCAUGCACUAAUAGUUCAUUUCCAGAUCAGUAUCUCUUUCCAAGUCCAUAUACUUUACCAUUUUUUUUUCCUUAAUCAUUCCAAGUCCUAUUUCAUGAUCUUUUCUUCAGUAUAUCAUGUUAAGAUAUUUGCCACAUCCAUGCAUCCAUUAUAAAAUCAAGGAAGAAUGAAAGGCUUGCUGAAAGAAAUGCAUAUACAUGCACACACAUUUAUGUAUAUUUAUAAAUAUUUCCUAAUGGAGAUAGUGUAUAAAAAUAUAUAUAUGAGAACUCUGAAUAUGUAAAUUUAGCUUCAAAUGAAUUAUAUUGGUCACCUAGAAAAAUGCUGAAGCCUUGGAUUUUAAAGUUGCUACAUAUUUAAGUGCCUAAAACUCACUGAAGCAUAGAGUUGGUCUAGUCCCUCCUAGACAAGCACACAAUGAAAUCCAUUUUUAUGAUAUUUCCAGUGAAAGUGUUGACUGAGAGAAUGUAAAUGGUGAAGACAUGGCUAUUAAUAACUAUGUGGCAUGCACAUCCUUUCUUAAAACACUAAUUGCAUCAGGGAAAAUGAGUGAGAAACAUAAAAAUCUGUGUAAAUAAAGCAUGUCAAACAAAGUGACAAUGCUAAUGCUUACUUGAUCUUGGAAACUCCUUAAGAAACAUGUUGUCUAGUAGCUAGAUAUAACCUUUAACAAAAACUCCAGUGUGUGAGAAAAUGUGAAUACUGGGGGAACAGGGUCAAAUUAUAAAAUUAUCUAUUAAAAACUAAACAACAACAAACUCAAACCCAAAUAAACAUUCUAGCUGAAAUAUUUAAUUUUAAGAAAUUAUAUGCUGUAUAUAGUCAGUGUAAAUAAUAGCCUAGUUCACUAUACUGCAAACGGUAAAGAUAACUUUGGUUGGUAUCACACAACAGUAAGAUAUCUUAAUGUGAUCUCUAAAAUUCAAAAUAUUAAAAUAGAAAGAGUUGCUGCUGAAAACAGUUUGCCUUUCCUAUGAGUAUUUUGUGUUAUUAUGAAGCCACUUUUUAAAAAACAGAAAACAUUUCAAGCAAGCUAGUUCAAACAGACAAGCUAGUUCAAACAACUUCAAGUUCACCCAAGUUCAAUUAGCUAUAGAGAUAAUACUCAAAACCAGUAUUUGACCACAAAUUAUAAGUGAAAUUUAACCUAUUUAUUAUACCUUUUCCAUUUUAUGGAAAGAAGGUUUAGUUUGUUAAAUAACACAGCUACACGUAUUCUGUAUAACAAUAUAGCAAAUUACUGUGGCUUAUCUGAGCUGGUAUUGUUAGCUUCAUGCAUUUUACCUCAUGUUUGCCUUAAACUAAAACUAAGAUGGUAGUUAGUAGGCGAUUUUUGUGCAAUGUGUGUGAUGUAUAGCCAUGUUGCCAGUACGCUUAUGGGUUUUUUUUCAUUUUUUUCAGAUGAGAUUUUAUUAUCACAAUGCAUUGCCAUAUUGUUCAUAGUUUUUCUUUUUUCUUGUUCUUUUUCCCGUGAGUGUAGUGUUAUGUAUAUGCUUUUCUUUUUAGAUGAUUGUAUGAACAACCAUUUUUCUCCACACUAGGAAAUAAGGCCUUUUCAGUUUGUCAAGUCUUCUUUGCAGCAUCAUUUAAAAAUCUCAGGAAGUCCAUUUUGUAAACCAUUCCAGUGUAAAUCUUUCCUAUCUUCCUAAUUCUAAAAAUAGCUUGAAGAAAAGAAAAAAAAAAAAAAGAAAAAAAGGAAAAAAAAAAAAAAGCUCUGAGAAAUUAUAGUACCUUAUCCUUCUAUUUUUCUCCAUUCUUAUACUGGAGAUAUUCUCCUGAACCUAGCAACAAUGUAACCAAUGGGAGGGAAUUAAGAGAAAGUAGAAAGGUUGCCUGACCAAAAGAAACUGCUAGCACAAAAAGAAAAAAAAAAGGCAGACAAAAGAAACAGAGAAGUGUAUGCUAAUUAGAAGAAGAGUAUGAAGGAUUAUUGCUCAUACCCAUCCACAAAUUCACAGAAACAUUUAGCACAUGUAAGUUCUUUAGCCACCAAAUAAAAAUGUACUGUCCGUGUCCAGCUCCAAAAGACACCCCUAACACCUGUGCUUUAUGUAACACUGUCUUGCAAACAAGAAGUUGGCCUUUUCUGUUUUCUUGUCUUCUACUUCAUGUGCAACCUCCUUGCUACCAGAAAGAUAUUCCAGCUGAGGGAGCAGAGCUGAAGGGCUAAGUGAUACAAAGGACAAAACCUGCAUCAUUCAAAAAUCUUUUUAACACAGAAGUCUGCAUCUGAUCUGGAAGUCUCUUAUCUCCUCACUCCUGACUCAACAUUUGAUGUGACGUUCUGGACCCAUGGCUCCACUGCUCUUUCUCGUCAUUACCUUAGCAUUAUCACUCUUUACUCUGAUGAUCAUUUUACAUCUUUGUCACUGCUGCCUUUCAUUUCUGUCCACAGUGACUUCAGUUCUGUUUCCUCCUCCAAAUUCACUGAAAAUGCUGAAUUCCUAUCAGCUUACUGAGCUUGUGUCACCCUUGCAUCCACCUGGCUCUUUUCCAUCUAUCACUUCAGAGCCAUCUUAAGCUUACCUUGUCUGUAAACAGCAAAAUGAAAACAUGUGAUUGCAGUAUAUUUUAAUUGCCUUUAAUUUAUGCAGCACCACAAAAGCUAUGAAGAUGCAUUGGAAUGGAUUGGAAUAUGGGCUUACUAGGGAUGCUGGAUUUGUAUUUUAGUGACUGUGCAUCAGUGUUGUCUGUGCCAUCUACCUCUGAGUUGGCAUGCCUACUCCUACUAUAGUCAUACUUCAAUGUGCUGCAAAGAGAAACUCACCUCCACACCUUUUUCUCUCCCAGUGACACCUGCACCAUUGUCAAGCCAAGUUUUGUUUCAAGUGCUUCUAUGUUUUCUCCUCUGAUGCAUUUAUAUUAGUAUGCCCCUCCACACAACAUAAAUCCCUGUCCUAGCCUCCUUGACAUGCCUAUUAAAACACGUUUGAGCUGCAUAGCCUGGCAAACACUUGCCAGUGGUGCGGCAGAGCUACCAUCAGCAAGGUAAGAACAUCAGCUACCAGGAGAAGCAGGAGUUGCUGCUUCCCUCCAUUUUCUUUCCCAGGAAAAGGAGUCGUGCUGAUCCACAAUCAAGCCAUCUUGGUCACUAUGGGAAAAAAAGAGAAGCUGCCAUCCCCUUCAAGCAACAAACCAUAACUAGGAGUAGAGAGACCAUUUAAGCAGCCCAUGAUGAAAAA
This is a messenger RNA of Falco peregrinus (peregrine falcon), 7524 nucleotides long. RefSeq names its product neuropilin and tolloid like 1 (gene NETO1). NCBI's taxonomy places the organism in Eukaryota, Metazoa, Chordata, Aves, Falconiformes, Falconidae. The transcript is spliced from 11 exons. Gene Ontology annotation, molecular function: protein binding. Bases 1133 to 2734 code for a protein of 533 amino acids. The record is from RefSeq and is a predicted model, not a curated record.